GAGGGCAAUUGUUUUUUUUUGCAGAUAUAGCUAAAAAAACUCUAUAUAAAAGCCUCAAAACAAGCAAGUAGAUCAUUACUGGAGGCUGACAGAACGGUUGAAGUUUGUGGUAUUGAUUAAGGAAUCUCAAAGACAAAGCGAAAAAACCUGUGAGUGCUGAGAGUUCUGACAAAGAUUAUAUUGGUUUCAAAAUUCACUUCUUGACGAUAGCAGAAAUACUUGGUGAUUGAGGCUGUUGCUGGCAAACAAAUCAUCCAGCUUUUUAUGUAGUCUUCGCGGAUACUUGACUGUUUAUCAAGAUUGACUGUCUAACUGUAUGUUGUGAUUCAAUGAAUGAGUGAUUUGAAGUCCUGGGAACACUUUUAGCGUCACCGGCAACUCUCCAUUUUGUUUCUUGGCUAAGUCAAUAAUUUCCUAUUUUAGAUGCAAACUUCCCAGGAACACCAUAGUUCUUCCAGUUUACAUGGGUUGUACCACCAGCCAUUGCAAGAAAUUGAUCCCUAUUGUGUGCAGCAUUUCCAGAUUAUAGAAAACAAUGUCUGCCCAGAUACUGGCAGCCAAGGAACAACUGUUUCCUUCCAACCCUACCCGGAACAACCUCAAUUUUUCACACUGGAUUCGUCCCCAGCAACUGUUGGUUAUAUUGACUACAAUUCCCCUUCUGCCACUAGUUUUUUGUCUAACAGAAGUCCCUUUUCCCCUCAAGUUUCUCAGUCAUGCCUGUCAGAUCAACAUCAUUCCCCUGACAAUACAUAUGGAUCGCCAGCAAGUGGCUCUUCUGUUGCUGAUAAUGGCAAUGAAUUCAAGCACAAGCUCAGGGAAAUAGAAAUUUCAUUGCUGGGUUCUGAAUCAGGUAUUGUUGACAGUUGCCAUUACUGUCCCAAUAGUGGGAUUCACAAAGCCACUUUUGUGUCAGGGUGUGAUUGGAAUCAAUUGGUGCAAAUGGAUCCCUCACUAGACCUGAGAAAGGGGCUCAUUUACUGUGCAGAUGCUAUAGCCCGUGAUGAACUGACAACUGCAGUUGAUUGGAUGGAAUUAUUGGGAAAGCAAGUGUCAGUCUCUGGUGAGCCAAUCCAACGUUUGGGUGCUUACAUGUUGGAAGGGCUUAGAGCAAGGUUAGAGCGCUCGGGUAGUUCCAUCUACAAAGCCCUAAAGUGUGUAGAACCAACAAGCUCUGUAGAACCAACAAGCUCAGAACUAAAGUCGUACAUGACUAUCCUUUAUCAGAUUUGCCCUUACUGGCAAUUUGCUUACAAGUCUUCAAAUGCUGUCAUUGAGGAAGUUAUGGCAAAUGAACCCAGAAUCCACAUCAUUGAUUUUCAGAUUGCACAGGGCACACAGUGGGAGCAUCUCAUCCAUUCUCUUGCAUGUCGGCCUGGUGGGCCCCCUCUUGUACGAAUCACAGGUGUUGAUGAUUCCCAAUCAUUUCAUGCUCGAGGUGGAGGGCUUGAUAUUGUAAAGCAGAGGCUGACAAAGUAUGCUGAGUCGUGCAGAGUACCAUUUGAGUUUCAUAAUGCUGCCAUGUCUGGUUGUGAGGUUGUGCGAGAAAAUCUUAACGUUCAACCUGGGGAAGCAUUGGCUGUUAAUUUUCCUUAUGUUUUACACCACAUGCCAGAUGAGAGUGUGAGCACACAGAAUCACAGGGACAGACUAUUGAGGCUGGUUAAAAGUUUGUCACCCAAGGUUGUGACCAUCGUUGAGCAAGAGUCCAACACCAACACUUCCCCAUUUUUCACAAGGUUCCUGGAGACCCUGGACUAUUAUACAGCUAUGUUUGAAUCGAUUGAUGUGGCUCGCCCAAGAAAUGACAAACAGCGUAUCAGUGCUGAGCAGCACUGUGUAGCUCGUGACAUAGUUAACAUGAUAGCUUGUGAGAAUGCUGAGAGGGUUGAACGGCAUGAACUUCUAGGAAAGUGGAUUAGGAGACUUUCAAUGGCAGGGUUUACUCGAUACCCAUUGAGUACCUCUGUGACUAACAUUGUUAACAAUCUAUUGAAGCAGCAGUUUCAUGAGAAUUAUAGACUUGAAAAGAGGGAUGGGGCUCUUUACCUUAGCUGGCUGGAGAGAAACAUGGCAACCUCUUCUGCUUGGAGGUGUUGAUGAUUGCUUAGCAAAAAUUCUGUAAAUCUUCUUUUUGUAUUUUUUUCUACGACUUCUAGAGCAUAAGAGAUGGUGGUAUUUGUAGUUUCAUAGAAUUGAGUUAUAUUAGAGCAUGAAGCUGAAUCUCUAAAUUCACUGUACAUGUCUACCUAAGAAUGAAAGAGAAUAGGACUGAUUCAUACU
Quercus robur (English oak) is the source of this 2283-nucleotide messenger RNA. RefSeq names its product scarecrow-like protein 13. Lineage: Eukaryota; Viridiplantae; Streptophyta; Magnoliopsida; Fagales; Fagaceae. The record is from RefSeq and is a predicted model, not a curated record. Gene Ontology annotation, molecular function: sequence-specific DNA binding; DNA-binding transcription factor activity. Gene Ontology annotation, cellular component: nucleus. The transcript is spliced from 2 exons. Gene Ontology annotation, biological process: regulation of DNA-templated transcription. Bases 424 to 2100 code for a protein of 558 amino acids.